Molecule: messenger RNA, 1996 nt
Organism: Cynoglossus semilaevis (tongue sole)
Lineage: Eukaryota; Metazoa; Chordata; Actinopteri; Pleuronectiformes; Cynoglossidae
Gene: slc7a8b
Product: solute carrier family 7 member 8b
Exons: 12
Coding region: 194-1723 (509 amino acids)
Biological process (GO): neutral amino acid transport; amino acid transmembrane transport
Cellular component (GO): membrane
Molecular function (GO): neutral L-amino acid transmembrane transporter activity; L-amino acid transmembrane transporter activity
Source: RefSeq, a predicted model, not a curated record
CGCUGAUUGGUUUAAAACGAACCAGGUUUUCUAUUAAUGAAGACGGUGAAUUGAGAGCAGGUUUCGAUCACAGCCGCUCAUGAGAGGAGUGAGGACCAACAUGAAGCCCGGGGCUGGUGAAGACACAGACGAUUAAAUUGUGAGCGAGACAGAGGCGGCCUCCAUUAGCUGAAGCACCAAGGACGUGGUCAGGAUGAGCGACGGUCCAAGGAAACGGAGCAGCAGCGGCAGCAGUGGUGGAGGUGGAGACAGAGGGAGUCUCUCUGAACCCCUGAGAGCGCCAUCUGCUGGAGGGAAGGAUGCCGAAAACUCUGUGGUAGCUUUGAAGAAACAAAUCGGUCUUGGUAGCGCUUGUGCCAUUAUCAUAGGUAACAUCAUCGGCUCAGGGAUCUUUGUCAGUCCGAAAGGCGUCCUGGAGAAUGCCAGCUCAGUGGGCGUGUCCCUGAUUGUAUGGUUCUUGUCUGGAGUCAUCACGGCUGUUGGCGCCCUGUGUUACGCAGAGUUGGGCGUGACCAUCCCCAAAUCUGGAGGAGACUACUCCUACGUCAAAGACAUUUUCGGUGGCCUUGCUGGGUUCCUCCGUCUGUGGACCGCCGUGUUCAUCGUCUACCCCAGUAACCAGGCAGUGAUUGCUCUCACCUUCUCCAACUACAUACUGCAGCCCCUCUUCCCCUCCUGCCUCCCACCAGAGAGUAGCAUCUCUCUGCUGGCUGCAGUCUGCCUCUUGCUGCUGACGUGGGUGAACUGCCACAGUGUGCGAUGGGCCACUUGUGUUCAAGAUGUCUUCACUGCAGGGAAGCUCUUGGCCCUGGGCCUCAUCAUUGUCAUGGGUGUGGUCCAGAUUUGCAAAGGUCACUAUGACUGGUUGGAACCAAAACACGCCUUUGAGACGUUCCGUGACUACGACGUGGGACUGAUCGCCCUGUCCUUCCUGCAGGGAUCCUUCGCUUAUGGAGGCUGGAACUUCCUCAACUACGUCACCGAGGAGUUGGUGGAUCCUCACAGGAACCUCCCUCGUGCCAUCUUCAUCUCCAUCCCUGUGGUCACCUUCGUGUUCGUCUUCGCCAACGUGGCCUACAUCACAGCCAUGAGCCCACAGGAGCUGCUGGCCUCGAACGCUGUCGCUGUGACAUUUGGAGAGAAAUUGUUGGGAGUCAUGUCAUGGAUCAUGCCCAUCUCUGUGGCUCUCUCCACCUUUGGGGGAGUCAACGGCUCUCUCUUUACGUCAUCACGGCUGUUUUUCGUAGGAGCACGAGAAGGUCAUCUCCCACGUGUGCUGGGUAUGAUCCACAUGGAACGCUGCACGCCCAUCCCUGCACUGAUCUUCACGUUGGUCACCUCUCUGCUGAUGCUGUGCACCAGUGACAUCUACACCAUGAUAAACUACGUGGGCUUCAUCAACUACCUCUUCUAUGGCAUCACUGUCGCCGGGCAGAUUGUCCUGCGCAUCAAACAGCCCGACAUGCACCGACCCAUCAAGGUGAGCCUCGUGUGGCCAGUGUUCUACCUGCUCUUCUGGGCCUUUCUGCUGAUCUUCUCUGUCUACUCUGAGCCCGUGGUCUGUGGUGUCGGACUGGCCAUCACCAUGACUGGGGUCCCUGUCUAUUUCUUUGGAGUCUACUGGGAAAAGAAGCCUCAGUGGUUAGAUACCGCUCUCGGCAAAAUGACUCACCUGUUCCAAAAGCUGUGUUGGAUGGUCGACCCAGGCUCAGGGGGAAACUGAAGUAGCCCUAACAAAAAGGACAUGUGGAAAGUGAUGCACAGACUCUUACUUACAGCACUGGACGUGGACGUUUGGACACCAACUUGUUGGUGAUUGGCUGGGCUCCAUUCAGCACUGUUUGUUUACACACUGUACAGAAACUGAUUGUCACUGAGAUGUUAUUGUUUUCCCUGCAGCAUUUAAACCACGCAUACUUGUUAAUAUAUCAGUCUUGGAAGCAGCUGGAAAAGGAAAGAAAAUUAAAAUAUUUUUAUAUGUUUUCAUAAAAUGAUU